Messenger RNA from Zootermopsis nevadensis, 1135 nucleotides. RefSeq names its product Cystathionine gamma-lyase (gene Cth). The record is from RefSeq and is a predicted model, not a curated record. Gene Ontology annotation, biological process: transsulfuration. Gene Ontology annotation, cellular component: cytoplasm. Gene Ontology annotation, molecular function: cystathionine gamma-lyase activity; pyridoxal phosphate binding. NCBI's taxonomy places the organism in Eukaryota, Metazoa, Arthropoda, Insecta, Blattodea, Termopsidae.
GGAAAAAUGUCUUGCUUCUCUGGAUGGUGCAAAGUAUGGAAUGUGUUUUGCAUCUGGAUUGGGAGCAACUACAGCAGUAAUUCAUCUCCUAAAUGCUGGUGAUCAUAUGAUCUCUGUUGAUGAUGUUUAUGGAGGUACAUAUCGCUAUUUUAGUAAGGUAGCAGCUCGUAUGAAUGUGGAAACUACGUAUGUUGAUGCUUCUGAGCCCAGCAAUCUUGAAAAAGCCAUCAGGUCCAAUACAAAGUUGGUGUGGUUAGAAAGUCCAACAAACCCAUUGCUGAAGGUUAUGGACAUCAAGACAAUUGCUGAAAUUGUUCAUAAGAAGGAUAUUCUUCUGGCAGUGGAUAAUACAUUCCUCACAUCAUAUUUUCAACGGCCACUGAGCUUAGGAGCUGAUCUUGUCAUUUAUUCACUAACCAAAUACAUGAAUGGGCACUCAGAUGUUAUAAUGGGUGCUGUUACCACUAGCAAUGAAGAUAUCCACACACGUCUUCGCUUCCUUCAGAAUGCUUUGGGAAUUGUGCCAUCUCCAUUUGAUUGUUACUUGGUAAAUCGAAGCGUGAAGACUUUGCAUAUCCGCAUGCGUGAGCACAUGAAGAAUGGUCUAGAAGUGGCACGUUACUUGGAGAAACAUCCAUUGGUUGAGAAGGUGUUUCAUCCAGGUUUGCCUUCUCACCCCCAGCAUGGAUUGACAAAGCAUCAGUGUUAUGGACAUAGUGGGAUAUUUUCCUUUUACAUCAAGGGCGGACUGCGUGAAUCAACUAUAUUUCUGAAGGCACUCAAAGUUUUCACACUUGCCGAAAGUCUUGGAGGCUACGAGAGUCUUGCAGAACUUCCCUCCGUGAUGACACAUGCUUCCAUUCCUAUUGAAGAGAGGGAGAAGACUGGUAUCACAGACAGUUUAGUAAGAUUGUCAGUAGGACUGGAAUCAUCAGAAGAUCUCGUAGAAGAUUUGGAUCAAGCUUUGAAGGCUGUUGCAAAUACAUAAAAUUCUUCUGAAUAACAAGAGCUUCAAGAAUGACUGCUGGUUAAUAUGGUAUUUUGAAGAAUGAUGAUGAAUUUGUAAUUGUGUUUCCAGAGUUACAGGAAUAUACCAAUUAUGCAUUUCCUAUUAAAUAUAUUAUUUUGAAGAACA